CUUUUCUAAAAUGGAUGAUACCUCCGAGAUAAAAUAAUAUAAUCGCUACUUGAAUGGACUAGAGGUUAGUUUUUGAUACACUUGAAUUUCCAUUCUGCAGAUCGUUCGCCUUCAUAUUCUGCAACACUGCUGCUCUGCUGUGUUUUGAUUUCUGAUUUGAAUAUUUUUGUGGACAAAAGUGCAAUAUUUGACUGGAAAAACGUACGUAUGCGUUCGCGAAUUUUACCAUAAAUCUGCGAAAAUAAUCGAGUUCCAGCAGUUUCAUGUGACUAACAGCUUCUACGGAAACCAUGGAAUGAUCGUGCAAUGUAAGUACUCGGUGAAAUUUCAUUCUACGAGAUACUAUUCGAUGUGAUACCUCGUACGACGGCUAGAACAUCAUGUUUGGUAAAAAAGUACACGGAGAUAUCAAGAAGUCAGCUCAGAAAAUCAAUGAUUUGAAGAAAGAUUCGGCCACUCGAUACAAGCAUUUGAAAAAUGUUCUGGAACAUAUCGACGGAUACGAGGCGAAAGCUUUCUUCGAGCUGAAUUACAGCAGUAUUUAUCAUAUCUUUUAUGAUAAUUUCGUUACCGUUGAAAGUAACCUGAAACAGAAAGAGUUACCUUUUCAUAUUGUACAUAAAGCUCAUAAAGAAGAACUAGAUAAUGUGCUGUAUGUGUUGGAGAAAAUCCUGAUCCUAUGUCCGGAAUUGAUAGCGAAUCGAUGGCAGUGCCAUAGCUUGACCCGAAUCCUAACUAAACUUCUUCAUCCUGGCAAUUCGUGGAAAUUACGUCGCGAAGCUAUCAAAUAUUUCAUCUUAUGGUAUCAAGUUCUGGGUGAAAAUGCGCCCGAAUGUGCUCACGCUUUGUACACCACUUUGGUACCGGGUUUCAGUAGCCCUAUCCAAGGAUACGGCGGAUUGGAGCAUUUGGGUCGAUCAGCCGGAAGCGUAUUUCAAGAAAGUAAGUUCGAUUUUAAUAAACGAUCCAAGUACGAAAAUAGUAGGUAUAAUCGAGCUUUUUUUUUUGCAGAUCCGGUAUCGCCAGCAGAAAUCCUACCGGUUUACCCACCCCCAAGUGGCGAAAAACCGCCGGAAGAUGCGAUGAAAUUUUUUCUCGAGUCUUUACUCGAUUGUAUGGUUACUCAGGUACCUCGAAUAAAAUGGAACGAUUUAUGGAAUGACCGAAGAAAUAAAUGUUUUACGUUUCUAUUUGAAAAAUUCAAGAAGUACUAUCUUCCUGUUAUCUUUCGCGAUUAUUCGGAUAAAACCAAUAUCUACGAUCCGGUGUUAGAACUUCCUGGGCUGCGAUAUUCCGUGAAAACUGAUAAGUACCUUAAUUGUCGAGUAUCUGUGAUUCGAUGGGUGGCCAGCUUUGCCCAUGAUGUUAAACAUAAAAUCACCGCCACACCAACCUCCGGUCCUCCUCCGCCUGUGACGAAACAUCCACCGAUGCUGCAUCAAGAUAGCGGCGAACAAUCACCGAUUCCGUAUUUGAAAAAUGCCAAUACCGGUGUCGAAGAUGCCAAUAAUCAAAAUACAGAAGACACAUCUUACAUCUGGUAUCAAAUCGUUCGAGACGUCUUGUUCGGAAGCAGAGAAAAUGUGAAUUUCGUUCAUGAAAUUUUCAGACAAGCAUUUCUACUUCCCUUCAGUUGCUCUCCAGCCAUUAGAAGAACCAUUGCUGUGCACAAGGAUUGGAUCCAGAUGAACGUAAUUGAACUACCAGUCUUCAUGUUGGAGCCUGUUGAAAGGCCAGAACAUAAUAGUUUAGAGCUUUGUGUACCGGUGGAAAAUGAAGAUAAACCUCUCAGGCUGCGUAAUGAUUCUUACGUAGGAGCUAUUACCAAAGAAAAUUAUUUCGUUCGAGCUGGUCUGCAAAAUACGCUGCAAUUAUUUAUAACCCACGCUGCGAAUGUUUUUUUGCUUGAAACUACCAACGAAAUUCCAGUCUUGUUAGAAGAGCAAGUGGAUAUCUGUAAACGUGUUUUAAAUAUGUAUCGAUAUAUGGUGAUGCAUACCCAUAUGGAGCUGAAGACCUGGGAACAAUUACUGCUGAUUUUGCUGCAAAUUACUUCCACCAUGUUGGGACGUAAUCCACCUAAGAAAAAAGAUGAAAAAUUGGGUGGUCGAUUAGCUCCUGCUAUUUUUCAAACUUUGAUAGUGACCUGGAUUAAGGCUAAUUUAAACGUUGUCAUAUCGUUCGAACUGUGGAAUCAGUUUUGCGAAGUUUUAAGUUCGUUGACUCAGUGGGAAGAAUUGAUACGCGAAUGGGCUAAAACAAUGGAAACGUUAACCAGAGUAUUGGCGAGACACGUGUAUAACUUGGAUUUGCAAGAUUUGCCACUAGAUCGAUUAACUGAACAGAAAGCCAAACGGAGGAAAGGAUUUAUCGGUGGAGGUAGUAAGAAAACAUCUUCUAAUGAAAAUUCAAUGAAACCCGAAGAAUCGAACACUUGUCAAACUAUCAACGAAACCGAACCGAUCGACGUGAGCGAUGAACGAAUCGUCGAGCUGGAUAAUAAACCGUUACCCAUUUCGUCGAUGAAACGAAGUAAAAGCGAUUCCAAUGUUUCGUACGAGCAGAAACCUUGCAGGAAACGAGAAUACAGCGAAAGUGGAAACUGUGAUACGAAUUUCGAAACGAUUUCAUUAACCAACGACACCAAAGAAGAAUUACCUAAACCGAUUGAAAGGCGUAAAUGGAGAUCUCUAGAUUCGCUGAGGGGUCGUAAACGCGAUUGCGCAUCGGAGCAGCAUUCCAGGUCAGCUUCACCUGCACCGUCCAGUGGUAUCGAGAAUAAUUCUAUUAAAGAUGCUCCUAUACAGAUCGAUGUCGUGGCCCAUGAUCAAUCGCAGCUCGAUCACGAUCAAGAUGAAAAAUCGGUCAUAGCUGGAGGUAAUAUCAGAGGCUGGCUUCCUGAUGUUGCUAUUGUGCUGUGGAAACGAAUGCUGGGAGCUUUGGGCAACGUAAACGAAAUCAGUGAUCCGACGUUGCACGCUCAGGUUUUCCAUCAUUUGAUCGAGUUUUCUCAUACGUUAAUCAAGAUGAAAAAUAAUCAAGGUGUACCGGAAGAUAAUCAAAAAACACCCCUCGCUCCCGAAUAUAUUCCACCUUUGACGAUUUUUGCGCCUUGGUGCUUUCAAGCGUUUCAGUUGACAACGGAAUACCAAAGAGGCAAACUGUGCGCGUACAAAUUAUUGUGCCAAAUCACCAUGGCUGCUCCGAAUUCGUGUCUUUCUAAGUUACAUAUUUCAAAAUUCUACACGGUGCUACAUAAUGGUCUUAAUUCUUCGGAUAAAAAUAUUGUCUAUACGAUUAUGAAACAUACAGGACCGAAAUUUUUUUCAAGACAGUUACCAGGCUACUCUUUAUUAGUGCCAGAUUUUAUUAAAGCUGCCGAAUUGGUGCUGACUAGUGAUGAUUUGGGAUUGACUCCAAGACCGGAAGCUGCGUCAGUUUUAGCUACGUUGUUAAGUUUAUCGAAAAUAGUCGCCGAGUUUCCAAGUUUCAAAAACACGGCUAACAUCGCUGAAGAUUUAAAAGUUCGAGCUUUGAAAAUUCUUAUUCACGCUGCCAAAAAAGAGCAAUCCGGAUUGGCCAGAUGUAUCGCGUUGUCCGCCUUAGGAGUGUAUUUGAUCGAAGAAUUCGAAACUAAAUCGAAACAUUCUUAUAUUAAAGAAGCUUUCAAUACGCUUUUAUUAGCCAUUAAGUUCAAUCAUGAAGUUGUAGCUCAGGUUGCUUGUGAUGUUUUGUGCCUUAUCUGUGAUUACGUGGAUACUAUUUUAGAACAGUUCCCCGAACUGGCUUGUAAGACAAUCGAGGUUUUAGCGAACGCUCUGUGUUCGAUGAUGCCGAUAGAAGAUGGUAAAAAACGUCUGCUAACGUCGUUGGUAUUCUGUAUGGCCGAAUGGACUAUGCGAUUGCCGUUGAACGUGCUUCUUCAACCGUAUUCCGAACAAAAUGAUCUCGAUUGUUUGUUAUUCGCUGUGUUCAAAGUAUUAGAAGAGCUGUCAAAUGGCGGUCGUCAAAAGUGUUCCGGUAUCGGUGGCCAUUUCAGUACCGAAACGGUUAAAGAAUUCGAUGCUAAUAUUACGUUAGAUAAUUUAAAACACGACGAAUACGAACAGCGGUCGUUCUCUAACAUUAUGGCUGCUCCUUCGCAUCUCAACAGCACCAGACAUUCUUUGCAGUUGGCUGCCAAAAUGGUAUCCGCUCAUUUAAUCAGUAAUCUAGGCCAAUUUCCAAUCAUUCCCGGAGCAGCUCGAUUAUCGUCGCUGGUCACCGAACAAGAUGAUAAUAUGAAUUUAACCAACGAUCAGCUCAGCAUGGAGAUUUUCUCGUUAUCUAAUCUACAAAUGUUUGUCGCCACGAAUAACAUGAUCUUAUCUUUACUGGAAUUACCAGCUUUGGAGGUUCCAGGAGGUGGAGUAACGGCUGACCUGAUCACAGCCUCGUCGCAAGUUCGAAUUUUGCUGCGUUCUCUGAAUGGUAAAUUUUGCUGGGAUGCUUCGGUUUUAUUUUGUACCCCGGAACAAUUGGCUGCUGUCGAAGAAGAAGACGAACGUUGGUUAUUGAAGAGUUGUCCUAAAAAGAAACAGCUAGAAGAUGCCAGAUUUACAUCGUAUAUUCCGACCAGCCCACCUCAGCAUAUGAUUAGACAUAGACCACCUCACGUUUUACCUACAGUUGAAAAUUCAGCCGGUGAUUUAGAUAAUUUAGACGAUUUGCUGCAAUAUAUCGGAUAUACCAGUCCGGAAUGUUUAGAGGAUCCGGAAAUACCUCGCAAUGUGCCGUCCGUAUGUUCACCAUUAAGUCCUGAACUAGAACAGGAAACAAUAAGCGCUAUUUUGAGCGAAAAAUGCCUAGAAAGCGAUUAUCUAUUAAAAGCUACCAACUUAUCACCCCCUUUAGAAUGCCGUCCAAAACACAAAGACAUUCCAUCAUCGUUCCAGUACUCGAGGCUGCUACUGUCGCAACUCGGAUUCUUGGGAUGGGAUAUGAGAUCUCGUUUGUACCUGCUGCAAAGAACUGAGAAAGUUCUGCGUGAAUUGAGGAAUCUCGAUUCUCAAUUCUGCAGGGAAACUCAUAAAAUAGCUGUGAUAUACGUAGCCAAUGGGCAAGAAGAUAAGGUAUCGAUAUUAUCGAAUACCGGAGGUAGUCAAAAAUACGAAGACUUUAUCGCCGCGUUAGCCUGGGAGGUCGAACUGGAAUCUCAUACGGGGUUCAUGGGAGGCUUACAGCGUAAUCGAACGACUGGUGUAACUGCUCCUUAUUACGCUACCUCGUUUUCCGAGCUUAUUCUUCACGUUUCAACUAGAAUGUCUUCCUCUACGCCCGAAGCUUUGAUUAAUAAAACCAGACACUUGGGUAACGACGAAGUUCACAUCGUGUGGUCAGAACAUAGUCGCGAUUACCGAAGAGGCAUACUACCAACUGAAUUUUGCGAUAUUCUAAUCGUUAUCUAUCCGUUACCACAUGAUUUGUAUAGAAUACAGAUAUCGAAGAAACCAGAGGUCCCGUAUUUUGGAUUGUGCCUUAAUGAAGUGAUCGUCGGAUCCAGAAUAUUGCCUAGUUUGAUUCGAUCAAUCGCUGUGAGCGCUUCCAGAGCUAAAAGAAGCAUGUUACCUUUCCAUCAGCAGCACUACGAAGAACGAUUCCGUUCGUUGGAGACGAUUGUACGAAAUCACAAGAUGAGCUCCACGUACGAAGACUUCGCAGCCAACAUUUACGCUCCUGGUUCGGCCAAUAUCUGUUAUCCGACAAAUCCGCAAUCAAAAACUACUGCUCCUGGUGACUCAUCGUCGAGUAACGGAAACGUAUGGCUAGCCGGAGAUCACGCCGUCGUCGACGUAGACUCGAGCGUCGUCGGUAUUUCGCCGCGUCCUUUUAAAAAAUUAACCUCGAAAAGUAGCGCAAGGCGAUCUAUGAUUGUUACCCCUACACUAACACCACCCGAUAGUCCGACGUUGAGAAAAUCAAAAUAGUUUUUAGUACGUUUGUAGUUUGGUUUCAUCUAACAUCGACUCUUAUAAGAGACCUAUUCAUAUGUACUAUUACACCUGUAAACUGCCUAUGAAACAAUCUUAAAGAGUACCUAUUAAUAUUAUUCUAAAUGUGGGUGUACCUCGCGAUGUUUCGUAUGUGCUAUUUUAUCGAGUAAUAUGUAAUACCGACACUGUUAACUAAAGCACCUUAUUUGUAGCUUUUUUUUGAAACUUUUUUUUUAAAUGCAUUUUUAACCCACGAUCUCCCUCUUGAUAAUUUUGUAUCGUGUAGCUUUUGUAACCGUUUCGUAGGUAGUGAAACCUCUCUAGCGUGUUGUGACAUUCUAUCAGUGGUGUUUUGUUGCACUUUGCACCGAACAACAUUUAGUAUUAUACCUGUAUAGGUCAAUUUUACAGGGUUCCCAAUAAUAUCGAGCGUGAGUUUUUAAGAAUUUUGCGACGAAAUGUGGGUUGGUUGCACUAAAAAAACGUAAAAAAAUUGGAGUUUUUGAUUUGGAAAAAAAAGAACAAAAUUAAACAAAUAAUUUCUUUUUAUUUUGUAAAAAAAAAAAAAAAAAAAAAAUGUAAGAACAACAUGAUGAAAUAUUGAGUUUUUUUUUUAGAAAAGUGCAAAUACCCAAAAAUUCCACUUUUUAAUUUAAUUUUAAAUUUUUUUGUGGGCCAAUGUAAUGUGUACAGGUAUACGCUGUGUUGUCAAACACUCCUCGAGAGGUUUCUAAAUUUUUUGUAGUUAGUCCUUCACAUUUCAAAUUACCUAAAUUAGGUACCUAGACCUACCUACAAUAAACUUUUCAACCUAUGUAUACUUUAUAUAUACAUUUUUCACAGGCAAAAAGAAAUUAAUUAAUCAAAAUUCGUGCCUGUAAUGUAAAGUGAACCUUUUGAAAUUCCUCGGAUAUUGUGAUGGGAUGUAGCUGUUUUAUUUUUGUUUGUUUUGUUAUUUGUUGACCUUUUUUUUUUCUUUUUUUAAUAAUAAUUUUAUAAUAAUUAUUGAUAUUAUUUUACGUAACGUUUUAACGCAUUCCUACAUUCGUAAGUACUUAACAAUUUGUGUUGUUUUCUUUCAAGUAUUAUGUACUUAAAAAUACCAAAGUAUUAAUUUGAAAUAAUUUCAUUUCCUCUUUUGUAAAGAUUUUUUUUUCUUUCCAUUUCCACCUACGUAUAUAUUAUUAUAUUCCUGUUUUUUAUCUGUGAUAUUAAUAGAUUGAUUUUAAUUUUACGCAAUUUUUUAUGUGUCUUAUUUGUUGAGAACGAUUUGUGCGCAAUACGCUGGCACAAGUAUGAUGAGAAAAAUUUUAAUAAGUGUAAUAUUAUUAAUCGCUGAAAGGAACAUUGUUUACCGAAACGCCAUCAUUUGACUGUGAGGCUGAGAUUAUCAGCUCACUUUUGAUCGUCGAAUCAAAAAUUUCAAUGUGGUGGAUUUUUAACACCAUUUUUUUUUCAUUAUUUAAGUAAUUUUUUUCGUGCUUUACAUAUUUAAUUUUUUUUUUAAAUUAUUUAAAACGUAAUAAUUGUGUACUACAUUGUAUAUUUUCAAAUGUGAAUCUGGUUGUGGUAAUAAACAAAUGUUAAUUUUAUAUAA
This is a messenger RNA of Planococcus citri (citrus mealybug), 7569 nucleotides long. RefSeq names its product ral GTPase-activating protein subunit alpha-1. Gene Ontology annotation, biological process: positive regulation of GTPase activity; regulation of small GTPase mediated signal transduction. Gene Ontology annotation, molecular function: GTPase activator activity. The coding region runs from base 381 to 5966 and encodes 1861 amino acids. Lineage: Eukaryota; Metazoa; Arthropoda; Insecta; Hemiptera; Pseudococcidae. The record is from RefSeq and is a predicted model, not a curated record. The transcript is spliced from 38 exons. Gene Ontology annotation, cellular component: nucleus; cytoplasm.